AGCGGCCACAGAAAAUGCUUUAAGCACGUAUCCAAUACUUGUUUACGUGCGUCAUUGACAAGAAAUACCAUUGAGAAAUUCUACCACGUUGACUUCAAUUUCUGCUGCCAUGAAAGAGGAAGACAAAGUGGCAGGUUCAAGCCUGAUGCUGGGCUAUGAGACCAUCAAGGAAGAAACAUUUUUGUUCGAGGAAUCUGACUGUUUUCAUUAUGAAGGUGGCAGUGACUUGGAUUUGAAAACUGAGGAUUCCUCAUAUGAGGAUGAUGAAGAGUCCAAUGAAGCAUUGGAACUGAAUACUGUACUUAGCAAAAACACUCUUGAAAAGAAUGAGAAGGCCAGCCCUAAGAAAAGAAUUCAAGAGUCUGAUGGAAGAACAAGAAGUUCUUUGACCUGUAAGUUGUGCUGCAAGAAGUUUUGCCGUGCAGGUAACCUACGGAACCAUUCUCUAGUGUGUGAAGGUGGGGGGCCAUACAUAUGCAAAUUGUGUGGUAAAGAAGUUGCAAACCAAGAGAACCUUGACAGACAUGUUGAAGAGUUGCAUAUGAUAGGAGUAAAAAGAUUUAUGUGCAAUGAAUGUGGGAAAAAAUUCUCCCGAAAAGGCAAUCUGAAAUCACAUAUGGUUGUACACACAAAGGCAAAAAGAGAAAAUCAUUUUGUCUGUCAUAAAUGCGAUGAGGAAUUUGAUGACAGAUCCACCUUAAUGAGACAUGUACGAGGACAUGAUGGUCAAGAGUGCAGAGAAUGUGGCUUGAGAUUCUCAAGGGAACGCCUCAGUGUGCAUAUGGCCAUGCACUUAAGAGAGAAAUUCAGCAAGAAAAAGUUAGCAACUAAAGGCAAGUCACAGAAAUGCCUUCGAGAAAUUACAGAGGAAGAAGUACGCAGGAACUCAAGAACAGUUAGUAAGAAGAGAAGCAAAGAGAAAAAUGGUGAAUUAACCAGCAAGAUAAAGAAAAUCAGGAGUAAUCCUUUAUCUGUCAUGUGGAAUGUGUUUAAUUCAGAGUGAAUGUACCAAAACAUGCCUGUAGCACUCCCACCAGCCAGCACUUAGGUUAAGGCAAUGCAACAAAGUCAUAUGAAAUGUAGUCUAUUAUAUGUUAUAAAUUCUGGAAUUGUCACAAAAAUUAAGUCAAUGAAUGGGAAGAAACAUUGUGUAAAAUAAAGAUAACCAUACUAUGUACGGUAUAGAAAGUACAAAAGUCAUUAUAUAAUCAUGUAUUUUUUAUCAUUAUCAUUACUGACUGAUUGAGCAAAAUUAAAGCACAAUUAUGAUUAUUGUUAGGCUACAGAAUAUUUAAGGCUUUGGGAAGAGUGUAAGAUUUCUUUUUCUUGUUAUCAGACAGCAAUAGGAUAGAUACUCUGUAAGGCAUGUAACAGAAAGAGAAAGAUUUUGUAUUAUUUGCAUGAAAGUAUGGAUAUGGGACUCAACUUGCACAGGUUUUGCUGUACAGGCAUCUUGUCACCACUUUAAACUCCUCAAGAAAGAAAUCAUUUGAGUGAUACUGAUUCUAGUCAGAAAUAUAGUACAACAUGUAUUAUUGAAACUUUCUGCAAUGACUGAAUUUUUCUAAGACAGUAAGUUGCCUGUUAUUUAGGUACAACACACAACCACUCAGCAUUAUGGUGAUUAUAAGAGUAACUGGCAUCCCGUGAAAUCAGUUAAGCUAGUCAUGCAUGUGAGACUAAUGAUGUUAAGUAAUAUUGGCAAUUUUAUAUGUAUAAUUGUAAACCAAAAUGUAUUCAAAAAGGCAUUUCACUUAUUGUAUUCUGAGACAUUUGAAGAUAUUUGUUGUACCCUGGUUGAGUAUUACAGGAAGAUAAAUUUGGAAGUCGGCAAAUAA
Messenger RNA from Penaeus vannamei (Pacific white shrimp), 1838 nucleotides. RefSeq names its product zinc finger protein 492. Gene Ontology annotation, cellular component: nucleus. Gene Ontology annotation, biological process: regulation of transcription by RNA polymerase II. The record is from RefSeq and is a predicted model, not a curated record. Gene Ontology annotation, molecular function: DNA-binding transcription factor activity, RNA polymerase II-specific. Lineage: Eukaryota; Metazoa; Arthropoda; Malacostraca; Decapoda; Penaeidae.